AUGGGAGAAGGCACACUAGAGGAAGCCCGUCAGCGGCACGAUAACGACGUCGUUCAGCCCUGUAAGGCAAACAGUGCCAGGUCGUACGUGGGAAAUUCCCUUGCCGAGCGGCAAGCAUUGUACUCUGAAUCUGUAAAGGAUCCUGCUGUGUUCUGGAGCCGGAUUGCGGCCGAUAACUUUUACUGGGAAAAGUUGUGGCCCGCGGAUAAGCCUGUACUGGAGUACAAUUACCACAGGAGCAGAGGAAAAGUUUUUGUGAGGUGGUUUGAUGGCGCGAUAACCAACAUGUGCUACAACGCCCUUGAUCGCCACCUCCCGCAGCACAAGAGCCGCGUGUGUUACUACUGGGAGGGUAAUGCGGAGGGGGAAAGCAGCACUGUGACGUACGGUGAAAUGCAUGAGGCUGUUCUGCAGCUGGCAGCUGUGCUGCGGCACCAGUACGGCAUCCGUAAGGGCCACGUGGUCACUCUGUACCUCCCAAUGGUUCCCUUUACGGCGCAGGUCAUGCUGGCAGCAGCCCGGCUUGGCGCCGUUGUCUCGGUCGUAUUUGCCGGCUUCUCCGCCACGUCGCUUGCCUCGCGUAUCAUGGACUCCGGCAGUAAGCUUGUCAUCGCGGCAGAUACGUUUAACCGUGGGGAGAAACCCAUUCCGCUGAAGAAGGCCGUGGAUGAGGCCAUCGCCGAGUGUGAGAGCAGUGGGCUCCAGGUCCAAUGUCUCGUGUACGAGCGGCAUAGCCGGGAAGGGAUUCCAAUGAGGGCGGGCCGUGAUCGCUGGUACGGUGACGCAGCCGCCGAAGUGACCCCCGCCCAGCUGGAGGACUGCCCCAUAGAGUGGAUGGGCGCAGAAGAUCCACUUUUUAUGUUGUACACCUCGGGCAGCGCUGGCAAGCCAAAGGCGCUCCUCCACACUCUCGGGGGUUACAUGGUGUACGCAGGAAUCACGUUCAAGUACAGCUUUGACUUUCACGAGGACGACGUGUACUUCUGCACCGCGGACAUCGGCUGGAUCACAGGUCAUACGUAUGUGGUGUAUGGUCCCAUGCUAAACGCCGCCACCUCCGUGCUCUUUGAGGGGAUUCCAACGUAUCCCACACCCUCCCGCUGGUGGGAGCUCGUUGACAAACACGGUGUCACUAUUUUCUACACCGCACCGACGGCUAUUCGAGCACUCAUGCAGUAUGACGAGGAAUACGUCAAGAAGACGAGCCGCGCGACACUUCGUGUUCUUGGCAGCGUCGGGGAGCCGAUUAACGCGGAAGCUUGGAAGUGGUAUUAUGGGGUGGUUGGCGAGAGCCACGUGGACAUCAGCGACACUUGGUGGCAAACAGAGACGGGCGGCCACCUCAUUACGUCGCUGCCGGGUUGCACGCCGCUGAAGCCGGGAAGCGUAACGCUGCCGUUCUUCGGCAUCGAGCCGGCCUUGCUGGAUCCGACGACGCUCGCGGAGAUUGACGGUCCUGGGGAGGGGCUCCUUGUGAUCAAGCGUCCGUGGCCGGGGCAGGCCCGUACCAUCUUUGGGGACAGUGAACGCUACGAGCAGAUCUACUUUUCUGUGGACGGGUACUACUUGACAGGGGACGGUGCACGUCGUGAUGAGGACAAUUACUACUGGAUCACCGGCCGCGUGGACGACGUGUUGAACGUUAGUGGUCACCGCAUUGGCACCAGCGAGGUGGAGGACGCCGUGAACACACACCCUGCUGUUGUGGAGAGCGCCGUGGUUGGCGUUCCGCACAAUGUGAAGGGUGAAGGCAUUUACGUCUACGUCACAUUUCACCAGCACAUCACUAUUGAUGAGGCGCUUCUCAAUGAAGUUAAGGUGACGGUCCGCGAAGUGAUUGGGCCAUUGGCAACGCCCGAUCACGUCCACUCGGCGCAGAGUGGACUCCCGAAGACGCGAUCCGGCAAGAUUAUGCGUCGCAUCCUGCGAAAAAUUGCCUCCGGUGUCUUUGACGGCCUUGGCGACGUCACGACCCUCUCGGAUCCAAGCAUUGUGGCGGACCUCAUUGAGGGGAGGAAGGGGGUGUCGAUAUGA
This is a messenger RNA of Trypanosoma rangeli, 2034 nucleotides long. RefSeq names its product acetyl-coenzyme A synthetase, cytoplasmic isoform X1. Gene Ontology annotation, molecular function: AMP binding; acetyl-CoA synthetase activity. The transcript has a single exon. Bases 1 to 2034 code for a protein of 677 amino acids. Lineage: Eukaryota; Euglenozoa; Kinetoplastea; Trypanosomatida; Trypanosomatidae. The record is from RefSeq and is a predicted model, not a curated record.